Fusarium sp. VM40 is the source of this 2100-nucleotide messenger RNA. NCBI's taxonomy places the organism in Eukaryota, Fungi, Ascomycota, Sordariomycetes, Hypocreales, Nectriaceae. The record is from the annotation of a GenBank genome assembly.
AUGUCUGAAGCGGAUCAGUGCAUCAUAUGCCUGGAACCGUUGCCCCGACCCUCGGCUGCCCUCCAAGCUCCAGCUGCCCUCACUAUAGCUGCGAGUGAUGCUGGCGUUGCUGGUGUUGGCGGCGAACCAGCAUCCGGGUCCGCGCCUAUCCCCCCAGCUGCCACAACCACCACAGCCUCCGAUCUUGUCCAAGACGAUUCGAAUCAUUUGAAUAUAGCUGCUGCACUUGACGGGUGUAAUCAUAUUAUUCACGAUUUAUGUAUUCGCUCCUGGGCGCAAAAGACAAACACAUGCCCCAUUUGCCGUAAUCCCUUUCACUCAGUCCGGGUCUAUAACGGUGUGGACGGUACGUUUCAACCUCCGAACUUUAUCUUCUUCCCUUUGCUUAACUUUACUGACUUCGUUCUUCUUCCAGGAACCGCCAUAUCCAAGUACGAUGUUCAAGAUAAGAAGCAAGUUGCUGAGUUCGAUGUAAGACAGUGGCUUGGCGAAAACCCCGAAGAAGACGAAGAAGAACAAGGCAACCCAUGCCCUAUUUGCGAUUCUGCAGAGAGGGAAGAUGUUCUUCUUCUGUGCGAUAGCUGCGACGCGGCCUACCAUACCCAUUGCAUAGGUCUCGAAGCUAUACCUGACGGUGACUGGUACUGCAUGGAGUGUUCUCACCUUUUCCAACUUGUCCAAGACCCAGCACCUACCGAGUCUGAGGAGCAAUCCCCUCGCCCUACACACGUGCGCCGUCCAAAUCCUCGAAACGUGCGCGGUUAUCAUGUACGAACUCGAGAGCGGCUAAGGCGAGCCCGUCGCCAAGCUCGAACUGUUGAGUGGCAAGGCGCUUGGGGUCAGUUCUCUGGCCGAUUCUACGAAAUGAGCGACUUGGACUUGGAUAACCAUGAUGAUGAGGACGAGGAGCUCGAGCAAUACAGACGGUUUCAGGAGGCUGGCCGACGCGAACUCGAGCGUUGGCAGCAACGGAUGGACAUCGCCCGUCGCUUGGGUGCCCGUGAUGUAUUUGCGACCACUAUCCCCUCAGCUAUUAGCGAACGGCUCCAGAUAGCACCCGAGCCUGUGCAAGAAACAGCUGAUGAGAGACGAGCUUGGGGCGCUCUGGAUCGUGCUCGGGAAGCUGAAGAACCUGUUACCAAUCCUCGCAAGCGCAAAGGGCGGUCUGUAACCGCAUCGCCUCGCGAACCCGCACAAGAACCCGAAAGGAAGCUCAAACGUCCCCGAACACGUCGCCUACCGACUCAAAAUGGCGAGGGUUCAAGCUCCGUAUCUUCCCCAGCACCUGCUGGUCCCUCGACAGCAAGGGCUACUACCAAUGGAUCGUCCUCCAGAAACGGUAUUGUCAACCAUGACAACGCUGACCCUCCCUUGGUUUCAUCCUUGCUGAAAGAGCUCGAACCUAGCCUCAUGUCCGACGACGAGACAAUAACGACCAAUGGGUGGCGGCAUCCACCAGAGGCCUCUUCGCCAGCUCUCUCUCCAGCCAUCUCCCCAUCCCCCUCUGCUUUUAGUAGUCCUCGGGCUCUUUCUCUCACUCCUCCUCCAAUGGCAAAUCUAAACGGACGGCCAACCUCGCCAACACUUUUGCUUAGCAGCACUAUUCAACCCCGAUAUGCGCCCGCAAACUAUUCACCUACGCGUGUCAGACAUGAUCGUUCGCCCACACGAACGAAUCAUGAUCAUUCGCCUACAAGAAUCAACCGUGACCAUUCACCUACCAGUAUAAGUCGUGACCGCGGUGAUUCCGACAUACGACCAGCUAAACCCCAAGAGAGCCGACCAUUAGAACUACGACAACCUCGACCACGCCGCCCAAGUGAGAUACUAGCACAAGUAAAAGAGCAGCCGCCAACAGAAUGCAACCUCACUCAAGAAGACAAGAUCAGCAUAAACGAAAUAGUCAAGGGUGCAUUGCGACCCCAUUGGCGAUCUCGAAAAUUGACAACGGAACAGUACUCAGCCAUCAACAGAGACAUCUCGAGAAAGCUUUAUGACGAGGUCAAAGGCGCGGCAUCGUUAAACGCCGAAGCCCGCCGGGAAUGGGAAAAUAGAGCAACCAAAGAGGUAGCUCAAGCAGUUGCAGAAUUGUCUGCUUAG